AUGAAUAUAGACCCAACGAUUAGCCAUGAAAUGCUCUUCAGCGAACGCCCGCGGACUGCUUUUACAAUGUCCCCGGAUCAGGCGCUGUUCAGUUUGGUUAAGGUUAUGCUUGGAACUGGACUUUUGUCGUUGCCGUUGGCUUUUAAACAUUCUGGACUUUGGUUAGGACUUUUUCUUCUAAUAAUUAUUUGCGGUGUUUGUACAUACUGCUGUCGAAAUUUGGUUCAUUCUUCUGUAUUUCUAUGCAAUCGAAAGCGACAAGAAAUUAUGGACUAUGGAAAUGCAAUGCCCUCGCAUGCAUUUUGUCGAUAA
Molecule: messenger RNA, 312 nt
Organism: Meloidogyne enterolobii
Lineage: Eukaryota; Metazoa; Nematoda; Chromadorea; Rhabditida; Meloidogynidae
Source: the annotation of a GenBank genome assembly